AUGUCAUCCCAGGCUAGCAGCGACAGCUUCAUAGACGAUCUCGGAAUUCCUUCUGAUACAGGUUCAGCGUCACUCUCUAACGUCCUGAAUACCCUACGACCUGUGGAGAAACGCGACUCGGGAUCUACGGUUCCUAGGACCACGGAGCAACAGUCGUCCGAAGGCUCUGAAUGCGCCAUACAGGUAUUGUACGAGGGCCCUCCCAAAUGCCAGUGCUGCAAGAAUUGGGUCGAGGAGUAUCCCGAUGAUCUGCGCCGGCAAGUCGAAGAUCAAGCUGCGAUCAAACAGAAAGCCUUCAUCAAACGCAUGCGAAAAAAUCACGAUGAUGGUAAGCCGCUGGUUCUCGACUCCAUCGUGGUGCAGAGCUCGUCUCUGAAGAAGACGCUGGGCGAAGUGUUUGAUGGAUACAAGGGUAUCACACCAUCUUUGAAGAAGGUGGUUUUCAAGUCGCCGUUCCAUCCUUUCUACCAUCGCUGGGGACUCUUUACAGAAAUCGUAGAGCGCCAAAAACGCGAAGACACGGCGAGUGCUGCUUAUUCUGUACUACUUUACAACGAGCUACAAAAGGAGCUGGGCGAUGUGAUGUCUGAAAUUCAUGAUCAUAUUCACCACGGUGUCAUCACGUAUCAGUUGCUCUGGGCACUCUUCGAACCCGGCGAGCUCAUUGUCGCAUCCAAAGGUGGACACGAACGAUUUUAUGUUGUCCAAGGCUGCAAAUACAACGCCAAGGAUGGCUAUCUUGCCGUCACUGCCAACUUUGUCGAUUGGGAUGGACGGCGCUUCGGAUACGCGAAAGAAACCCUUGCGAUCUGUGAGUAUCCCGGGACCCAAGCUAUCACCAGUUUGAGUGCAUACCCUGCAGACCUUCACCCUUCCCAAGAUGAGGCGCGAGUAAAAGCCAUCAAUCGGGGACAAAAAUUCAGGGAUCUUCGUGGUUUCCAAUACAAGGCAUACUCAGGAUUGACUGCUAACAGGGGCUCUGUGAAGAUUGACGGACGUAUCGUUGUGGACGCUUCAUCCUAUUUCCAUGCCAAUCCCGACGAACAGGAAACUCUCGGUGACCUCGACUCCGAAUCAAUUGCGCCGCAAAUGAAUGUCAUGGAAGAGACGCAUGUGGAUGAUGAUGAUGAUGACUAUGGAGGCUGGAGAUGCGGUACAGGUCGAAGGCGCGAAAGCCGACGUCGAGAGAGGCUUAAGCAGAGGAAGAUUGAAAACGGAGAAAUAUCGGAGGAGCGAGAGCCCGACCCUGUAUAUGAUCUCACGGACGAGCAACUGUUGCUUUGCAGCACACGCGUACGGGGUUACUCGUUGAAGCUCAAGCGCUGGGUUUUGUUCGACUUGAAAAACAUCAGUGAUAUCGCGUGGAACGAUGGCGCCUUUCCAAAGCUCAUGCUCCCCAACGGCUACCAAAAUUUGAUCUUAUCAUUUGUGGAGGCCCAAAGCGACAAAAAGCUUGCAUUUGACGAUAUCAUCGAGGGAAAGGGAAUGGGAGUCAUUAUGUUGCUUGUUGGUCAGCCUGGCACAGGCAAAACCUUGACCGCUGAAGCCGUCGCCGACAAGGUCCGAAAGCCUCUUUACAUGCUUAGUGCAGGAGAACUGGGUCAGGAUGCUCAAAGUGUCGAGGAUCGUCUGCGCACCGUUCUGGAACUUACCGAAAAGUGGGAUGCCGUUCUGCUAUUCGAUGAGUGCGACGUUUUCCUGCAAGAGCGAUCAAUUGACAACAUGGCGCACAAUGAGAUCGUUGCCGUCUUUCUGAGAUUGCUCGAGUAUUACCGUGGCAUCAUGCUCAUGACAACCAACCGCGCGAAUGCAAUCGACCGCGCUUUCCAAAGCAGGAUUCACCUCACCCUACAUUACCCAGAGCUUAACUCAGUUGCAAAAGAGCAUAUCUGGAAGCAAUUUACCUCUCAACUAGAGCAGGAUAGCACAUUGACGGACGAUGUAUACAGUCGGCUUGCUCAGCUACCCAUGAACGGACGGCAAAUCAAAAAUACUGUGAAGAUAGCAGCGCUUUUAGCUCACAAGGAAAAGGCCGAGCUCAGCAUUGAGCAUGUUCGCACCGUACUGCACGCAACAUCUGAGGCACAUGGGGAGAUUAUCUAG
Aspergillus viridinutans is the source of this 2103-nucleotide messenger RNA. RefSeq names its product ATP-binding protein. NCBI's taxonomy places the organism in Eukaryota, Fungi, Ascomycota, Eurotiomycetes, Eurotiales, Aspergillaceae. Gene Ontology annotation, molecular function: ATP hydrolysis activity; ATP binding. The transcript is spliced from 4 exons. Bases 1 to 2103 code for a protein of 700 amino acids. The record is from RefSeq and is a predicted model, not a curated record.